This is a messenger RNA of Rotaria sp. Silwood2, 444 nucleotides long. NCBI's taxonomy places the organism in Eukaryota, Metazoa, Rotifera, Eurotatoria, Philodinida, Philodinidae. The record is from the annotation of a GenBank genome assembly.
UAUGAAGAUAAAUCUAAUGCAUUAAAACAAAUUCUUGAAUUAAAUAAUGAUUUUCCAAAUGAAAAAAUCAAAUCACUUGUUCAAUUAACACUUUCAAGUGAAAAUAAUUAUGAAAUUGAUGAAUGGAUUGGUUGGAUGAAAUCACGUUUAGCACAUUUUAUAAAUGAUUGUGAAGAAGAAUGUCAUUUAAUUAUUCAAACACAAAAUUCAAUUGAAUAUCGAUCAAAUAAUACUGAAGCAUUUUAUUCUAUUGCUUUUCAACUUGAUCCACAAACAUUAAUUCAACAUCGAAAUUUUUCUUAUUGGUUAAAUCAAUUUCUUGAUCAAUUUAAUUUAUAUCCAAAUCGAAAAGAAUCAAUGAAAAUUUCCUAUAAAAUAAUCUCAAUACAUGAUUGGAAACUUGAACGAAUGCAACCAAAACCACAAAGAAUAAGAAAAAAAUAA